Colletotrichum scovillei is the source of this 1011-nucleotide messenger RNA. RefSeq lists its product as uncharacterized. Lineage: Eukaryota; Fungi; Ascomycota; Sordariomycetes; Glomerellales; Glomerellaceae. Bases 1 to 1011 code for a protein of 336 amino acids. The transcript is spliced from 5 exons. The record is from RefSeq and is a predicted model, not a curated record.
AUGGGGGCUGGAGAAGAAUGCAGAGCUUCCACCUUUGCCGCUGCCUCCAAUGACAGUGAGAGCAUCACCGCCGCCGCCGCCGCCGCCGCCUUCUUCGGCACCGGUGCCGACAUCCAGCAUGAACGCAGCAUCGUCCUCUUUUGUAACAGAAAAGGCAUUACUGGCAAGCUGGAUUACAAGCUUUACUCACCGCCAAAUUUCACUCUAUCGCCCGAUUGUACCACCUUGUCGUCCAAGGCAGAGUAUCUGACAGCGAGCGCCAGCGCGCUGAUAGGGCUCAUCAGAUCCCAGGCGAGCAUCCCACCCAAGCCGUUGAUACAUAUCAAAGGCAACCGUGGUCGCACUAUUGAUUUUGACUUCAAAAUGAACCUUAUGGGCCUGUUGGUGGCAGACGACAUGGGCAAGCGUCUGGACUACAUUCGGUGUGUUGCGCCGGGCGAGGUCGCGUUCCGUGGCGGCGCGAAGCCCGAUGUCCUCCCCGAGGUGGGUGAUAGGGAGCUGGAUGAGUGGUGUCGCCGAUUCAUCGAGGACCCGGCGCCCGUCAAGAGUUUUGCGCUCGAACGAGUUGUUGCCAAUCUAGACACGCUCUAUAUUGAGGGCCAGAUUCGUAGUUUGAUCGCCUCAACUCAGUACAAAGGACAGAUCAACAUCUCGUUUCCCGUGACGCAUGCCAAGGUCAAGGUCAAGAGUGCCGAGAAGCCGAGCAAGCUGUAUAUGGGCAUGAAGAACCUUUUCACAAGCAAGCACAAGUACGAAGUGGUGCAGUCGGUGUGGCCCUUUGCGACGGCCAGGAACGGGGAGGAGGGUCGGAGGUGCAUGGUGCAGAGUGAAGAAGUGUGGUGGCGGGAAUGGAGAGACUCAAUCAAGUAUGCUAUUGCGCAGAAAAGGCAGAACGGGGCGUACGUGACGAACGAGGACAAGCUGGAGGCUCUUAUGGAGGGCAAGGGCAAGGGCGUGGCGUCCAUCGACUGGGGAGGGACAGGACCCGAGCUUGAGGAACACGUCGUUUGA